This is a messenger RNA of Temnothorax curvispinosus, 1170 nucleotides long. RefSeq lists its product as uncharacterized. NCBI's taxonomy places the organism in Eukaryota, Metazoa, Arthropoda, Insecta, Hymenoptera, Formicidae. The transcript is spliced from 2 exons. The record is from RefSeq and is a predicted model, not a curated record. The coding region runs from base 442 to 993 and encodes 183 amino acids.
UAACAAACGACUAACAAUCGAUUCGUAAAAAAAAAAAAUGUCGUAAGUCGAAAUUGUCCGGCUAACUUCUAUGAGGUGCACUUGGAGUGUAACGUUCGGAGCAUUUGGUACCGCUUAUUGGACCGCAGCCUAUAUGAGAGGACAUUGACACAGGAAAAACAUGAGGUCUGUUUUUUUUUUUAUAGCUGAGCUAGUGUAACACACAUACAUUUUCUAUACUUGUGACUUGUGACUUCUGUACUGAGUGAAAUAGGCAUAUGUUUGAAUUUGGUGAAAGCGAGAAGGGAAGUUCUAAUGCAGUUCGGUGCAGCAAUAAAUAACAAACUUAUGGUAUCGCUUGAUGGGAAAUCUGAACCAGGUGAUGGACUGAUGCGAUGGUGCGGUAACAAAAAAUCAGCUAUUGAUCAUGCUCACGUUAGAAGAAUAAGGGAUACAAAUUAAAUGCCCUUGUUACGCAAGGUGCUGCUGAGGUUGACCGUCCUUGCGUUACUCUUGGUUGCCCUAUAUUGCUAUCAGACAUCCGAUGGAGGACGCUGGGUCUUGUUCAGCCCGCAAACAAGAAACAGAAGCUUGGCAAACCUUACGGCUGCCUCAGCAGCUACUGCUUAUUCCAUCAAUUAUUUGUCUUCAACAGCAAGCAUUAAGCCACGAAAUCAGACGAAUUAUUAUAACAUAUGGUGCAUUUUUACCAAGGUUGCCUCGAACUCGCCUAUGAGACGUAAGUUCCAAAUAUUCACGGACUCCUUGCUCAGAUUCGCCUCUGUGGAUAUUGCCUUCCAUGUGAUAAUUGAUGAUGACAGUCGAGACAUAGCUGCGAUUGUUAUCCAAAAUGUUAUGGCCAGCACUGGAAAAUUUAUGGAAGUAUGUUCUUGUAUGAUCUUUCUUAUUUUUAACAAAUUAAAACAAAUAGGUCCUUAUGAGUAUAUUGCAUUGUCAUUAAAAUAUUUGUAUAAUUUCCCGAGAAAAAAAAUAGGUAUAAUAAUGUGGGCAUAAUAUGGUCAGAUGUAAAAAUAUAUUAUUAGAUAUGAAAAGAUUUAAUUUUAUAUGAAUUUUAUAUGAUUAUAUAUAAUCAGAUCCAAAAUUUGGUGUGGUAUGAUCAAAUCUUUAUGUAAUCAUAUUCGACUUUAUCUUAUUAUAUAUGACAACAGAUCCGGUUGAAUAUAAGUUCAG